Ostertagia ostertagi is the source of this 540-nucleotide messenger RNA. The record is from the annotation of a GenBank genome assembly. Lineage: Eukaryota; Metazoa; Nematoda; Chromadorea; Rhabditida; Trichostrongylidae.
AGCCAUGCAAAGCUUCUAUCCUUGUUCGACAAAUAUCUAUUUCAUGAACAGAUAACCAAAUGGCUGAAAGAAUUACUCACUGGGAGAACCUUCCAAGUGCGUAUCAAUUCCGUGCUAUCAGACACCUUUCCCGUACGUAGUGGAAUACCUCAAGGGGGAGUACUCUCUCCCACCCUAUUCAACAUCUAUACAGCAGACCUGAUUCCUAGAUUGGAAGAAAUCGGUGUUACCUGCAAACAAUAUGCAGACGAUCUAAAAAUCUACAAAGAAAUAGACACCCCUCAUGACAUUGAGUGGCAAAUCCCUAUUUCGACCGAAAGAUUAUAUCAUAUGCGAUUAGGAAAUUCCUCACUACCCCACGCUUACCAUAUUGGUGAAGCUGAAAUUGCUACAGUGAGAAGCAUCAAAGAUCUAGGUUUCCUCUAUGAUGAUAAACUUGACUUUUUGGCUCAUUACAAAGAGAUACAUAGGAAGGCAUUCAUUCGUACUUUUCACAUCUUCAAGGCUCUUACUACUUGUGAUACUAAAAUUCUACUAAUC